Molecule: messenger RNA, 3825 nt
Organism: Leucoraja erinaceus (little skate)
Lineage: Eukaryota; Metazoa; Chordata; Chondrichthyes; Rajiformes; Rajidae
Gene: lrrc73
Product: leucine rich repeat containing 73
Exons: 6
Coding region: 178-1095 (305 amino acids)
Molecular function (GO): protein binding
Source: RefSeq, a predicted model, not a curated record
UAGUGGGCAGGGUGGGCCCGCCCGCCUCAGUGCGGCUGCCAGCGCCUGUACCUGUACCAGCGCCAGUGCCAGGCCGCUCGGCCAAGAUGGCGGCGGCGGGAGCGGAGCGGACGCGGUGUCCAUGGUAACGGGCAGCCUGCGGCCUGCGGGCGAGGCGAGGCGCGGCAAGGCGAGGCCAUGCUGGCCGGCUCCAUCCAGAUCUCCGGGGAGACGCUCUCGUCGGCCGAGGUCAAGGAUAUCUGCGACUCCCUCCGGACCCACUCGGUGCGGCUGCUGUCUCUGCGGGGCUGCCAAGUGUCCGACCGCGACUUCGGGCGCAUCGGCCGCCAUGUGGCGGAGUGCCAGUCCCUGGCGCAGCUCAACCUCAAUCUCGGCGUGGUCGCCACCCUGGCCCGGGUGCAGCAGCUGGCGGACGCCCUGGCAGCCAACAGGUCCAUCCACUCCUUGUUCCUUCAUGGUAGUCCUCUCACUGAUUCUGGAUUGGCUGUCCUCAACCCUGCCCUUUCUCUCCAUCCUUCCCUAAUAUCACUGGACCUCGGAGACUGUGUUCUGGGGGAUGAAGCAAUAAGUCUAAUCUGUGGACUGUUACCGCCUGAUGGAGCAAAAUCAGGACUGAAGGAGCUGACACUGAGCGCUAACCCUGCUAUCACACUGAAGGGAUGGGCACGGCUGGUGAUUGCAGUCUCACACAGUUCUCAACUUCGUGUCCUUAAUUUGGAUUAUAAUCCGUUAGGUGAUCACAUUGCUGGGAUGUUAGCCGUUGCUGUGGCUUCCAGUCGGACUUUGGAGGUGGUGGACCUGGAGGGAACAGGCCUCACAAAUCAGUCUGCUCAGAUAUUUCUGGAUAUGGUGCAGAAUUAUCCCACCUCCAUGCGGAGCCUCAUCCUUGCGGAGAACAACAUCAGCUUGGAGCUGCAGCAGCAAAUCUCAGAUCUUCUGUCUGAAGGAGAAGAAGAGGAGGAUCAUGAGAAUGAAGAGCAAGAAGAUGGAGAAACAGAGAAGGAUAUCUGGGUUUCUCAAAACCAUCAAGCAUCACCGACUAUCCUCAUGUCAACGGGCCUGGAAGAUUCUCUGCUGGCAGAAACAGAAAUGUAACAGCCUGCAGGCGGCAGCUUGUUGUGCCCCAUAGACCUCGACAACACGGCAUUGCCACUGGCGUCUGCUUGUCUUGUCCUGCUGUCACUGAACAGAAACUACACCCUGGUCUGUUAUGUUACUUGGAUCACAGAGCUGUAACCCUUAGCUGAAAAUGAUAAGCGCUGGAAGAGCAUCUCGAAUCACUUCACACCACCUGUCCUUAUAUAUUUAUUUAUUCUUAAUAAUUUAUUUUAAAUCAAUUCGUCUGAUUAACCUCAGUCACUGCACUGCUAAAGAAAUGAAUGAUGUGAAACUGUGAAAUGUUUUGAUGUGAUCAUGCACUGUGUAAAUGCAAUAGUUGUUAUCCGUUAUUGAAACUGCUUACAUAGAUCCUGUAGUCAGCUGUGCUGUUUCCACUACGGGCUGCUCUGACGUUCCUGUCUGAAACAAGGAAGUCACGGAGAUUCACUGGAAACCUCUUCCAAGUGAAAUUAUUAACUAAUUAUGGAACCACCAAUUCUCUUUGCUGUCUUACAACGAGCCAGAUGUGAUAAUUAAACUGUGGAAUAGUCAUUCUGUUCCACGCAACUGAUGCUGCCAUCUCGAAUAUGGUGCUGCCUGCCACCUGGACUGAAGGAAAUAAACUGGAAUCUCAGAAUCAACUGGGCAACAUGCUAUGUGGACCCCACCUGACCCUGCCUCUGAAGCCUGGAGUCUGUGCUUCAUAAAUGGUUACAAGUGCAAGCUAGAGGCUGUGGUGAGUGAUUCAUCUCCUCAUUCCACAGAAGAUUUUCACCAUCUUCAGGAGAUAAUUCUAAAAUGGGAUGGAAUACUCUCCACCUGCCUGCGUGAGUGCAGUUCCAGAAACGGAGGUUCCCACACAAUCCAGGACAAAGCAGAGUUCUCCAUCAACCACCCAAAGCAUUCACUCUCACCAUCACUGGCGAUCUGUCACUCAAUUCAAUUAUCGCAACCUACCAAAGUUCUCCAACAGCCUGGACUAUCAAGAGGGACAAGGACAACAAGUAUUUAAGAGUUUAAGAAGGAACUGCAGAUGCUGGAAAAUCGAAGGUACACAAAAAUGCUGGAGAAACUCAGUGGGUGCAGCAGCAUCUAUGGAGCAAAGGAAAUCGGCAACGUUUCGGGCCGAAACCCUCAGUACCUGGGAACACCAUGUAAUAUAUCACCAAUCCUUCAUUAUCACUUCUCUUACAUUCAGCCAGUUCCACACCGCUCCCCCACCACACAACAAACACCAUCAGCAUCAUCAGCAUGUGGACUGUGACUAAUGAUGGCCAGGAAGGCCAGUUAUCUUCAGAGAAACACCCAGCUACGGAGAAGGAAUUGCAAACCUUUUUAAGACCAGUAUAUUGAGAAAUGAAGAUAGUUCCAAGUAGGUUGAAUCAACAUUGUUGCUUGCGGUCCAGCCUCACUGGAGUGAGUUAGAGAAAAGAGUUUGGACCAUCGUUGGAGAGAGAACUGCGAGGCAAAGAUAUAUAGCAUGGGAAACUGACUUUCAAUGAAACCUUGAAUUAUAAUAGAAAUAUUGAAGAAUUUAUUUUUUGAUAAAGGUUACUUUUUUUUUUAAGCAAUUGAGUUGCAUCCAGAAAUGCUGAGAUAUCUGGCUAUUGAAACACUGGGGAUUGAGUGCACCUUCUGAGGGUUAAUGCACAUGUUUGACUAUCCAGCUGCACCACAAACAAUAGGAGCGGUAUCGCUACUGACCAAGAUGUAAUGGCUGUUUGUAAUGUCAUGUGGCCAAUCUUGUAGACAGAAUCGGGCAUUCUUUAGGGUUUACUAGCAGGGUACAUUAGUAAUCCAUUCAUCCAGCAUCAAUUAUCCAAGCUAAUGUUCUUCAUAGCUGAAACUCAUUCCCUUCAAAACAGGGUCGAGCUGAGAUUAUCCCCGUCAUCUAGCAACGUCACCAUUUGAUAUGGUUCGUUGGCAGACCGAGGCAGAGCCAUCCCAGGCUUGCAGCAUUCACUCUCAGACUGUGGCUGCCGGCACAUCUGGAGGGUUGUUGGUCCUUGGUGCACAUUUCCAGGGCGGCAAUUGGGCGACGCAGGCCCUUAAUUAUUCCAUUUGUCUCUGCCCCAGGCACACUUGUCACUAUCACCCCAACCUGCCACGUCAACCACCUCCACCUGUCACAUUGGCGAGAGGCUAAGAUAACUUGCCAAGAGGUACAGCUCACUGGUUUAGAAAUCUAGUUACUGUAAUCUACUUCAGUCCUUCUACCUUUAAGAAUCAUAGUUACUCAUGCCAAGACAAGGCGAGCUCUCUGUACCACCAGAAUACUGAUCAGAAGCUGCUCUCGGUUCUAUUCAAUGUAACCUGGAGAGCACCCACCAGAGUUCAAUUGUCAGCUGAAAUGUUCUAGAUACCUGGCUUGCAUUUGCACUAUCCCAUAGCAGCCUUGUGGCCACUCACAGACAUAAAUACAGACCUAUACAGAGUGAAAGCUACCAGGUGAGGUUUGAUGAGCAGUGGGAGGAACUACAUAUUGAAGGAAUGAGCAACAAGCAGCAGAAACCAAAUUAAUUAUUUACCCAACGUAGGACUGUGGAGAUAGCUGUAAAAACUGUUGCUAAUAUCUGCACACUAUAAUAUCAUUCCAGAAAUUUGAUUGAAAACGUUCUCCCCACAACUCCUUCCUGACCAGCUGAGUGUUUCUUGUAUUUAUUACCAUUUCACAAUGCUUGCUUGCUAAUUCAAAAUUAAACACUCUCCACUGCAAAAUUAACAUAA